This is a messenger RNA of Anthonomus grandis grandis, 911 nucleotides long. It is a transcript of the gene Bug22, whose product is annotated as cilia- and flagella-associated protein 20. NCBI's taxonomy places the organism in Eukaryota, Metazoa, Arthropoda, Insecta, Coleoptera, Curculionidae. The transcript is spliced from 2 exons. The coding region runs from base 194 to 793 and encodes 199 amino acids. Gene Ontology annotation, biological process: regulation of cilium beat frequency involved in ciliary motility; positive regulation of cell motility; cilium assembly. Gene Ontology annotation, cellular component: motile cilium; ciliary basal body. The record is from RefSeq and is a predicted model, not a curated record.
AACAAUAAUUUUCGAUUUAAAACCACACUAGAAGUCACCACAUCCCUCAUAUUACGUCAACAGCUGUCACCGGCCAAUACUGUCAAUCAUUGUUUACAUUUUUGACAGUUAUUAUUUUUCUUAGCAAUUUAGUCCCAGUUUGUCCCUAAUAAAUUAAAUGAUUUAAAUUUAACGUGGUGUAACCCGCCGGAAAAUGUUCAAAAACACAUUCCAAAGCGGUUUCCUGUCCAUUUUGUACAGUAUCGGCAGUAAACCGCUUCAAAUCUGGGAUAAAAAAGUGAAAAAUGGUCACAUCAAACGGAUAACUGACGAGGACAUUCAAUCUUUGGUGCUGGAAAUUGUGGGGUGUAACGUGAGCACCACGUAUAUUACGUGUCCCGCGGACCCCAGAAAGACUCUGGGAAUUAAACUGCCUUACUUAGUAAUGAUUGUUAAAAAUAUGAAGAAGUAUUUCACAUUUGAAGUUCAGAUUCUAGAUGAUAAACAUGUGAGAAGAAGAUUCAGGGCGAGUAACUAUCAGUCGACCACAAGAGUGAAACCCUUUAUUUGUACCAUGCCAAUGAGGUUAGACGAGGGUUGGAACCAAAUUCAAUUCAAUGUGGCAGAUUUCACCCGAAGGGCGUAUGGGACCAAUUAUGUGGAAACUUUAAGGGUGCAAGUGCAUGCGAACUGUCGGAUAAGGAGGGUAUAUUUCUCAGACAGAUUAUAUUCUGAAGACGAGUUACCGGCAGAAUUUAAGCUAUUUUUACCUAUACAGAACAAGAGCAGAUCCAAUGUGGCUGCAACUAGUUAAAAUUCAGAUGGUUAUUUUUAUAAUUGAGGCACUUUUGUGAUAUGAUCUUGAGUUUUUUUAACAAUUUUCGUCUUUAUUUCGUACUGAUAUAUUGUGUUUGAAUAAAUUAGUGAACAGA